CACAUACGGCCAUAGAUUCAAGAAAUUUAGCCAUCCCGUUCGAUCUGGCCUAUACAAGCUUGAAAUCGGCGGAUUAGUAGUCAGGUGGGUGACCACUGGCGAAUCCCCGCUGUCGUAUGUUUUUGAAAAACUUUUUCAUUUUUAUGAUUUUUUGCUUAAACACGUGAUACAUCUUGGCAUCCGGAAAGUAGUUUUUCCAGAUCGUAGUAUUAUGCCCCACUAUACCCAACCAGUGCUCACUAUUCCCACAUCACCGAAUGCGGCCCACGGUUCCUAG
This is a messenger RNA of Bipolaris victoriae FI3, 277 nucleotides long. RefSeq lists its product as hypothetical. The annotation marks the transcript as partial. The transcript has a single exon. The record is from RefSeq and is a predicted model, not a curated record. Lineage: Eukaryota; Fungi; Ascomycota; Dothideomycetes; Pleosporales; Pleosporaceae.